AUGAACAGAUAUAAUACAAGCAGAGUUAUAAUAGCUCUGUUCACAUUUUAUUGGUCCUUCAUACCCUGUGAUGGAUUGACAAACAAGGUAAAAAGUGAAAUUUCCGCUAAAGUAGCCCUUGAAGCAGCUUUAAAUAAUAAUUUAUUUUAUUCAAAUGCCCCGAAAGUUGAAUUACAUAUUAAUGAUACUUUAUAUAAUAGUGGGAAACACUUCGAUACUGGAAUAAUAUCUCGUUGGCUAACACACAAUAAGUAUUUUAAAGAUGGUGAUACGCAGACAUUAGAAAACUUUCAAAAUAGUCAAUACUUUGGUAAAAUACAGAUUGGAACACCUCCUAAAGAAUUUGUAGUAAUAUUUGAUACAGGAAGCUCAAGUUUAUGGAUUCCUAGUGUAGAAUGCCGGAAUGCAGGAUGCAACCCGCAUAGUAAAUUUGAUCCAGCCAGGAGUAGUACAUUUAGUAAAUUAGGUGAUGAUCCAAUUGAAACUUUUAUUCAAUAUGGAACAGGAUCUUGUAUAAUAAGAUAUGGUAAGGAAACUAUUCGUGUAGGACAUUUAACAGUUAAUGACCAACCUUUUGGGAUGGCAAUAGAGGAAAGUAUAGAACCAUUUGCAGAUUUACCCUUUGAUGGAUUAGUUGGUCUUGGAUUCCCUGAUAAUAGUAAGAUAAUAUCAUUUUCGUCUAUUGUAGAUAAUAUUAAACAUCAAGGAAUCCUUAAUAGAAAUAUAUUUAGUGUCUAUAUACCUCGAGAUAAAAAUUCACCUGGAUCAAUAUCAUUUGGGGGAGCAGAUCCAAAAUUUAUAGACUCGGAGGAUAAAAUAACUUGGCACAAGGUUUUAACAACAGAUUAUUGGGAGAUAGAAAUCGUUGAUAUAAAGAUAGGUAGAAAAAGUGUUGGAAAUUGUAAGCCAAAUGGUUGUAAGGCAGUUAUUGAUACAGGUUCAUCUGUAUCCACGGUUCCAAGUAACUUCAUGAAUAUAUUAGCAAGUGAAAUACCUAUGCAAUCCAGCUGUAAUAAUUACUAUAAUAGUCCUAGCAUCACAUUUUUGAUGCGAGAUAUAAAUGACCAACUAAUAGAAAUGAAAAUGGAACCUCAGGAUUAUGUUAUAGAUGAGGGAAUUAAACAAGUUGAGUCUAUAGGUGAAUUUUUGUCGAGUUUACAAGAACACAUUUGUAGUGUCGGAUUUAUAACAUUGGAUAUUCCACCACCACGUGGGCCCCUUUUUGUUCUUGGAAAUAAUUUUAUUAGGAAAUAUUACUCAAUAUUUGAUAGAGAUAAUUUAUAUAUUGGGUUUGCCCGUGCUAAACACAGUAGUAGUGGGCCUCUAUUCCUGUCACUUUCAUCAAGUCCGGCAAUAAAUUCCCAUUCUUAUCAUAUAAAUAAUUUCAUUAUGGUAUUAGCAUUGAUUUUAGUAAUUAUAUAUACAUAA
This is a messenger RNA of Cryptosporidium muris RN66, 1428 nucleotides long. Its product is annotated as eukaryotic aspartyl protease family protein. Bases 1 to 1428 code for a protein of 475 amino acids. The record is from RefSeq and is a predicted model, not a curated record. Lineage: Eukaryota; Apicomplexa; Conoidasida; Eucoccidiorida; Cryptosporidiidae. Gene Ontology annotation, molecular function: aspartic-type endopeptidase activity. Gene Ontology annotation, biological process: proteolysis. The transcript has a single exon.